Penicillium cataractarum is the source of this 1191-nucleotide messenger RNA. RefSeq names its product DUF3431 domain-containing protein. NCBI's taxonomy places the organism in Eukaryota, Fungi, Ascomycota, Eurotiomycetes, Eurotiales, Aspergillaceae. The record is from RefSeq and is a predicted model, not a curated record. The coding region runs from base 1 to 1191 and encodes 396 amino acids. The transcript has a single exon.
AUGUUUCCAGCCCGUGUGUGCUUUCCACGUUGGCGAUACUUCAAUGCAACGGUCCUAGUCUUUCUUUUCAUCUUCGUGACGAUAUGGAUGACCCGCAUACCUCCAGGCACACUGCCAUGGUCACGGUCACGGCGACCAACGUCCAAUCCAUCGCAGAGCACCAACCGCGAGCACAUACCCCUCACCGUGAUCCUAGCAGCCAUCAAAAAAGAUAACUUGGCACACCUCGAACAAUAUUCUGGCCUCAGUCUCGGGGACACCCAAAUCGUCUACGUCGCCGACGAUCAAAAUGCCACCCACCCUGUUCCAAUGAACAAAGGCAACGAAGCCAUGGUCUACCUCACCUAUUUAAUCGACCACUACAACUUCCUUCCAGACCUCAUGGUCUUCAUGCACGCCGGCCGAACCUCUUGGCACAAUAACAUCCUACUGCAUCUAAAAUCUUCCUCGCUUAUCCAGCGCUUGCGCAGGCAGUACGCGCGCGAUAGGGGCUUCGCUAAUCUUCGGUGUGAUGCUAGCGACCCGUGUACCAAACUGUGGUAUGCAGUUAACGGCCGGUAUCCGGCGUCGGUUUUCACGAGGAAACGCAUAGACCACACGCACCAGCUUGAGGUUGAAUAUGCCGAGUUUGAUCAGUUGUGGGAGGCGAUCUUCCCAGGCCAGCAAGUGCCGUCGGCGAUCGGGACACAUCCUGGCGCGCAAUUUGCGCUUACCCGUGACACGGCACGUCGGGUAUCACUGGCGGAGCUGAAACGUCUGCGACAGUGGAUCGUUGAUGCGGAUCUGACUUCGAAGAGCGCAGGGGCAGUGUUCGAGCUUUUCUGGCAUAUGAUUUUCCUGGGAACUCAGGCAUCCGUGGCUUGCCCUGCACCUGUGGAGUGUUAUUGCGCCUUGUAUGGGAUCUGUAUUCAGGCUGUGGACGCAGAUGUGGAUCACCUGCUAGACAAUGUCACUCGGGAGGGAUAUCGUGCGUACGAGAUGGGCCGUGAUCUGGAUCGUAUUCGACAUCUUGUAGACCAGGGGCCGAGUGAUGAGCGUGAUGGUGAGUUGGAGAGCAUCUCAGAUGGUCGUAUUGGACCUGGAUUAGCAGGGCUAUCGGAUUAUACUGCGGAGCUAGACAUGUCCAUUGCGGAAACAACCAAACUUUUGGAUAGAAUAGUCAAGGAGGCAGAUGCCACUAGAGAUGUUUGA